AUGCUUUGCAGAAUACAGUCAACACGAACAAGGGUCGGAUCUAGAGCUGCCCGUCUUGGCAUGCCGUUGUUUGUGACGAAUCUUGGGCCGGAGGGAAUGCUUCUGUUGCAUCUGCGCCAGAUUCUUAAGCGAGAAGAAAAGGGCAGAGACAGAACCGUCACCAGAGAGACUUGUUCCCAAUAA
Colletotrichum lupini is the source of this 183-nucleotide messenger RNA. RefSeq lists its product as uncharacterized. Lineage: Eukaryota; Fungi; Ascomycota; Sordariomycetes; Glomerellales; Glomerellaceae. The transcript has a single exon. The coding region runs from base 1 to 183 and encodes 60 amino acids. The record is from RefSeq and is a predicted model, not a curated record.